AGCCCGCGGGAGCCCGGCCAGCCGACCACUGUAGUGAAAGAAAGGAUGCAGUGCAGUUACGUAUUGUGUUUGGCUUUACUCGCUGCCGCUCUGGCAUGUGUCGGUGAAGCCGCCAAGUUCGACAACUUUCUGAAGCGAGUUAAGAGACAAGAGGAGUCGUCGACGAAAAAAGAGGAAAGUUUCGAGCAGGAGCUUUGCAAAGACAAGGAUGCCGGCGAGUGGUUCCGUCUGGUGGCCGGCGAAGGCGACGCCUGCCGUGACGUAAUCCAGUGCACAUCAUCGGGGCUGCAAGCCAUCAGAUGCCCUGCAGGUUUGUAUUUCGAUAUCGAAAAGCAAACCUGUGACUGGAAGGGUGCUGUCAGGAACUGCAAGCUCAAGAACAAGGAGAGGAAAGCAAAGCCUCUUCUGUUCACGGAUGAGCCACUCUGUAAGGAUGGGCAGCUAGCUUGCGGAAACGGCGAGUGUAUGGACCGUGGUCUUUUCUGUAACGGCGACAAGGAUUGUGCUGAUGGAUCUGACGAAAACACUUGUGACAACGACAACGACCCGAACCGAGCGCCGCCUUGCGACCCGGCCGUGUGCGUGCUGCCCGACUGCUUCUGCUCGGAGGACGGUACGGCCAUCCCGGGCGACCUGCCCGUCAAGGAUGUCCCCCAGAUGAUCACCGUCACUUUCGAUGACGCCAUCAACAACAACAACAUCGAGCUCUACAAAGAGAUCUUCAACGGCAAGCGCAAGAACCCCAACGGCUGCGACAUCAAAGCCACUUUCUUCGUCUCGCACAAGUACACCAACUACUCCGCCGUCCAGGAGACCCACCGCAAAGGCCACGAGAUCGCCGUCCACUCAAUUACCCACAAUGAGGACGAGCACUUCUGGAGCAACGCAACCGUGGAUGACUGGAUCAAAGAGAUGGGUGGCAUGAGGAUCAUCGUGGAAAAGUACGCAAACCUGACAGACAACAGCGUGGUUGGUGUCCGAGCUCCAUUCCUCAGGGUCGGAGGCAACAAUCAGUUCACCAUGAUGGAGGAACAAGCUUUCCUCUAUGACUCCACCAUCACAGCGCCCCUGUCCAAUCCACCUCUAUGGCCUUACACCAUGUACUUCAGAAUGCCUCACAGGUGUCACGGUAACCUGCAGCACUGCCCAACGCGGUCGCACGCCGUGUGGGAGAUGGUGAUGAACGAGCUGGACCGGCGCGAGGACCCCAACUUCGACGAGUACCUGCCCGGCUGCGCCAUGGUCGACUCCUGCUCCAACAUCCUCACCGGGGACCAGUUCUACAACUUCCUCAACCACAACUUCGACCGGCACUAUGACCAGAACCGCGCCCCGCUCGGGCUCUACUUCCACGCCGCCUGGCUCAAGAACAACCCCGAGUUCCUCGAGGCCUUCCUCUACUGGGUCGACGAGGUCCUCGCCAACCACAAGGACGUCUACUUCGUCACCAUGACGCAGGUUAUCCAGUGGAUCCAGAACCCACGGACCGUCUCCGAAGUGAAGAACUUCGAGCCAUGGCGGGAGAAGUGUAACGUGGAGGGCCCACCAGCCUGUUGGGUUCCGCACUCCUGCCGUCUCACCAGCAAGGAGGUUCCCGGGGAGACCAUCAACCUCCAGACCUGCGUGAGGUGUCCCAACAACUACCCCUGGGUCAACGACCCCACCGGCGACGGAUUCUUCUAAUCGAUCUCACCCAGUCGUUAGUCAGCCACCCCCGGCAUCGCACCAGAAGAAUCGUCUUUUGAAGCCACCCCUGCCGCAGGGUCCAGUGUCGCAGGCAGUCAGCAAUCGCCGGCAAUUCGCAAGACUCACCCGUCAAAUUCUAAAUAUUUGCAUCGACGUAGUUAAUUUUUCAUUCAUACAGAACAUCGAAAGAACGAACUCGCCGUAGAGCGCCUUCAAAUCCUCGCGAUACUCUCCGCUUCGCCAGGCAGCUAGUUUGGUUGCCUGCCCGAACCGAAUCCGACUAGGGUCACUUAAAUCGCCACACACGCUCGUGUGUUGGGUGGCGCCAUGUUUUCAAGAGGAGAAAAACAUGUUUUUGAAUUUUAAGCAUACAAUCCGCACUUUCUAUCUCGAAUAAUUACUUCUGAAUUUUUACACUUUUUAUUCAGCGCAAAUAGAUUGCUGAUUGCCGGUGAUUGCUGAAUGCCUGCGACACAUACAUUGCAGAGAAUGUGCAAACUGUCGCUGAGGAUAUGAAAUAUUGCAGAGAGCGUGUAAUAUUUUCCUCAUUUUCUGGUCAGCUAAAUUCAUGUCGCGUAAUGAGUCAUAUUUAUAUCUACCAUGUAUUUGAUUUUAUCUUUUUUGAAAGACGCCCAAAAUCAGCAUAUAUCAGCAGACUGUCAGAAGUAAAAUAUCCCGCAAUUUUUUUAAAUAAUUAAUAAGUUCAUCCUCUUUUGCGUCUAAAACCUCUAUGGCUCGUAUCUAUUCGAAAGAAAUCUGUCGAAUACGACCCAUUCUCUGCAAAUAGACGUUCUUUUGCUGGUUCAUCUGAUUGAUUUUGCAACACAAAGAAAAUCUACCUCCAUUGCAGCGUUGUUGUUCAGUAUUUCUAAAUUUUGCAAUGGAGCUGAAUGCAUCAUUUAUAUUUGAAACUCAAUCUAAAAGUCAGUUCUAUUUAUUCACCAGUUUUUUUAGUAUUUUUAUCGUGUUGCAGUAUUCAUCGAUUUAAUUUCAAUUUGAAGACAGUUCAGUGACAACCAUCGAUCGAUUACUGUAAUCUCGAUUAAAAUAUCGUUAACUUUUACUCUUGUAUAGAACUGACCUUACAUUUUCUUUUACAAGGUGACAUUUUUUUUUAAAAUUCAAAGCCACCCAAUAGAAUGAGAUGAACUCUACUCAAUUCCACUCUUUCAAAACGUACUUUGUAUCAUUAAACAUUAAAUGAUAAGCGAUUAGCCUUUAUUUGAUCUUAAACUCUCUGUUAGUACGCUGCAAUGUUACCAGUCGCGGAACAUCAAGUCCGACACCGAAAACCCGGAAAUUGAUCAAUUGUGAUAACUUGCGCGCAGGAUUGCGGUUUGAUGAUUGAGCCCUGCAGAAUAGCAAAAUUAAGACAAAUUCUGGUAGAUUCGUUCAUGAUUUACGAAUCUUCAGGACUCUGCCAUCAAAAUACGAUUCUGCAGACACACGCCCAACACGACAUUGCAACAGAGUCGUAUCACAUCUACUUCCAACGACUCCAUGGUGAAUGGCUCCCAUAAAUCCAACUUAAACUCCGAGAUUGAAAUUUAGCAUCUCCGAACAAAGCACGAAGCAUGCGGUGCCGUCCAACAUUAAGAGCCUUUCCGCGUGUUCGGAGAAUGGUAUAUGACUCAGCGCAAUAAAUGAUUGAUGAUUUCGGCUUGGCCACCGUUCAGUGUUCACGACCCGGCACUACCCAGCUCGGAGAAAAACCGCCUAACGCCAAUGGAGUUAUAAUACAGAUUCGUGGUUGUACUUUUCCAGUCGCCUCGGAUCUGAUAAUUGCGGGACGGUUUAGUGCCCGGUCUGUCAGUCGGCCAGAAUUGCAGGGCGAGAAUCGGUCACGCUGACCUUUGCAUUAUGUAAGCUCUGAUGCACUAUUGUCGUUAGAUCAGUUCAGCCGAUCCGCUGGCUCCAGCAUUUUACUCGAUUUUCGUUGUUACAUGGCAGCUGGAAUCCGUUUCGUUUUGACCCCGUGAUGUUUAUGACUGGAAGUUUUCAAGGUAGAAUUAAUUUAUGACGGAUCCUCUCCACUCGCAAAGAGAGUGCAAUCACAGACGUUUGAUUCCAUGUUGUUGUGCAAAAAAUAAUCUGACUCCAAUCGAAAAUCUACUUCUCAAUUUGCAUAACAGGGCUUUAAUCCUGAGGGAGAAAAAAAUCGGAUACCGUACUCGUCGCACGCAGAGGGGCGUAAUUUACGUUCGGCUGCAUUAUAUUUUAAAAUAUUUUAUGCGACCCUCGGGAAAAAGUAAAAUAUAUCGAAAAAUAAAUUAGAUAAAUUGUGUUGAAAAAAAAACUCCCUCGAAGGUUUGAUUAAAAAAGCAUACUUACAAAGUUGCAAUACUUCAUCUCAUCCCCAAUCUGAAGUGAAAAUCGGAAUACACGAGCUUUUGAUGCGAUAAUGAAGAGCUGCUACAAUUUUCGUGCAAAUUAGUGUCAUAGAUGAUAGCAGAGGAAUCAUUAUAAUAUGAGUCACCCGGGAAAACAAUGGAGCAAGUAAUGAAAAUGAACUUUCGCUGUCAGCUGGUAGAGUUGACCUAUUGUUGCGUCAUCCAGUAUAAUGUCCGUGAACAUUGGGAGACAGUGAAUGGAAAUCAGUGUUGCCGAGACUAUGGAAUAAAUUCAACUUAUCCCACUCAUUCAGUGAGAGUUUAAAGCAUACCUUCAGCCUCCGGUAAGCUGAUUCUGUGAAGCCGAUUCGACUGGACUGGACAAGUUCGACACGAUAUUUCAUCUGCUUUGUCCUGCCAAAACGGUCGUUAAAAAUGUAUGGAAUCAUCCUGAAGGGAUGUAUCAACCGAUUGAAUGGAGGACAGUCCAAUUCUCUUCCACUGAUUCAAUGAAUUUUAAAAUUAUGAUUUUUGUGAGAAGGAUAAUUAAUCAGAAGUAUCUCGUGCAACGCCAACCUCCUUCCCUUCAUGUAAAAAAAAAAUGGCUGGACAGGGCUGAUAAAAUCUCAGUGAACGGUUUGACAACAGCGCCAUAGUGUCGGAGAAUCAUGAAGCACAGCUCAUUACACAGAAGAAAUUGCAGUCUUUUGGAGGAUUAAUUCGCUAAGCGCAAUCUAGCUCUUUUGUUCCUCUUUUUUAUAAAUAAGAAAAAAAGAUCGUGCUCGAUCAAUGACUCGCUAAUUUCCAAACGCCUUUGAGCGAGCAGUCUUCGAAGACUUCCUCCUUCGUGUGUAAUUUUCUCGCUGCAGGAAGUGGAUUUUCUGCAAGCCCUCUCUCAUUGUAACCGCGUCUAAAUUCGCGUCUCGACUCGGAUCGAUUCAACUAAUUCGAAGAAACCGUCUCUUCCUUUCCCGGAAAGAUCAUCGCUCGACGCUUUUGUCAGUACUAAAUCAAAGAGAAUGAGAGAAAAAAAACACGGGAAUCGGAUUGUGCUGUAUUCGGACAUAAAAAAACAAAAAAGGGAAAGAACUCACCAAAUCAAAAAAAAAAAAAAAAAAAAAUGGUAAGUAGUUUAAAAAUUGUGAGAUGUUUGGGCGGGACGAGUCAAGAGAUAAGAAUAAUUAGUUUGCCUUGUUUUCACCACGAAUAAUAAUUGAUUUUUUGUGCUGUUUUAGCUUAAAAGAAGAAAGGAAAUCUAAUAAGGCUUUAUAUUACGAGUUAAUAUCUGUUUUCAGUGUUUUGAUGAUACCAUGUGGUCGCUGAAGUUUAACAAAAGUUGUUUUUUACCAAAUCCUGAAAGCAACAAUUACUUCAUGUCCGCAGGCAUCGUGGUAGCGAUAAUGAUUGGUAUCAUCGUAAUGAUUACCAGAACUUUCACCUGGGUCCCGAUAUAGCUCAGCAAUUUAAAAAAAAAUAUUUGAAAUGUAUUUUAAAUCUUAUCGAUUGCGCAUUCCAAUUUGUCUUAUACGUCUCACAGUUUUGGUAAAUAUUUUUGACACUAAAUGUACCCGAAAAGCCCUAAUCUUUUUACCCCUAGUAACUUUUUUAAAAGCCGAUAAAUACGUGCGGUUUGAAAUAUCAAUUUUGGACGUCAGUUCAUGAAUGUUCGACCUGGCAGCGUGCAUGUGGCUCUUAAAGUCAUCAUCGAUCCUUAAAUAUAAUAAAAUUCCAAACCAGUUUUGUUUGAACAACAUAGCUGCCACCCUUGUCAUAAUAAAAUAAUUUCUUGUCAGUCUAAUGUGUACCUAGGAUUGAAUAUAGUCCGUAUCAACUGGUUCACAAAUUCACCAUAGCGAAUGAUUAUAAUGGGUGCUAUACCAUACGUGCUAAAAUCAUUGUAUAGUUUUUCAUUAGUUGGAUGGUUUCCAGGACGAUUUGACAACAAUGAUGGUCACUGAUUUUACGUUCACUUUCUCUCGAUACUCAAAAAAUAUUAAGCUUACGGGUCGAUGCGAAAGCUAUCAUUAUGCAGAGGGCAUGAACGCCGAUUCUUUGCCACUGCAGAUUCAGAAUGAUUAAAACCGGUAUCUCUUUGUCAUUGAAUUCUAUAAAAAUUCAUAUUUGCUUUCAGAAAAUGUUCAGCGUGAUGUAGAUAACAUUGCAGCACCAUGAAAAAACACGUUAAAGAGACGACUAAAGCAUACAUUUAAUUUUAAAGUUAUAUUGUCACCACGAGAGUCUCAAUUUAAACUUCCGCGUGUAAGGCUAUUACUUAGAAUGAGUCCAAAAUGAAAAUCAAUGGUAUUUUUUUUUUCUCUUUUUUUUAAAUAGUUCUCUCUGAUAUAAUCAAAGAGGAAAGACCGAUAAUGACAGCAACCAAAAACAUCUGUAAACGAUAGAAACAAGUUGAAAAUACUUAUUCUUAAACGACUUUUCUUUUUCCUAUUUACAAUUCUUUGUUAAAAGCAGUACAUAUGUACAUUUUACUGGUGGAUAUUUUAGAAAGUAAGACUUUUGGCCCUUUGUAUUAUUACCUCCCUGAAAGACACUGCGAUUCUUCAAUCGGGCCAAAAAGUGUACCAAAAAUGUACAUAUCAGAGGGAAUGUGUAAAUAAAACUUUCUUUUUCAUUUACGUUAAGUCGUCUUUUUAAAUUAUUGUUAGGGAAAAAUAAUCAAACGAAACCUAAUCUGAGGUAGUAAUUUAUUAUAAUUAUAGACUGUUAUAUGCUGUGAGUCUUGAUGACAUGAAAACCAUUUGAAUGGUCAGUCGGAUUAGAAUAUUACGAAAACGGAAUGCCGCUAAGACGGUAGUUAUUAGCAUAUUAGGUCAAUACUGUGAUGUCCGUAAAUAGAAUUCAACGACCUUUAAGUAAAAUUAAAUCAUAAUCAAUGUUUAAAUUACUCAAAAACUUAACAUUUUCAUCAUAUCUUUUCUAUUUAGUCAAAAAUAGGAUAUCAAAGGAUGAGAUAACGAGAACCAUGACAUUAAAUCAAUGAUCCUAACGUUGAUGAAAAACUUCGUUUAUUUCAAGCCAUAUUAUCAAUGUCUAUCUACUUACACAAACUUUUUGUGUUCAUGUAUAAUUAGUUUAUAUUGUCAAAACUAUCUUGACAUUGGAUUAUUUGACUUUUGUUGUUCUACUACAUGUCCAUUUAUUUUUACUUCAGAUCCAAAUUUUCUAGUUAUCUAUUUAAAGAAACACAUGUUUGUUUCUCAAACUCAAUUUUACACUCAGUUCUGCAUGCAAAGCAAAGAAAAAGACAAACAUUGUACAUUUAAAAUUUAGUAGUUAUGAAACAAAACUGUAAGUAAUAAAGUGUACAUUGAUCCUUAA
Messenger RNA from Bemisia tabaci, 7352 nucleotides. RefSeq names its product chitin deacetylase-like protein serp (gene serp). Gene Ontology annotation, biological process: carbohydrate metabolic process. The record is from RefSeq and is a predicted model, not a curated record. Lineage: Eukaryota; Metazoa; Arthropoda; Insecta; Hemiptera; Aleyrodidae. Gene Ontology annotation, molecular function: chitin binding; hydrolase activity, acting on carbon-nitrogen (but not peptide) bonds; protein binding. Gene Ontology annotation, cellular component: extracellular region.